AUGGCUAAGAGUGCAGAAGUGAAGCUGGCGAUCUUUGGUCGAGCUGGCGUGGGCAAGUCAGCUCUUGUUGUACGCUUCCUGACCAAACGCUUCAUCUGGGAGUAUGACCCAACACUAGAGUCUACAUACCGUCACCAAGCUACCAUUGAUGAUGAGGUGGUUUCCAUGGAGAUACUAGACACAGCUGGGCAGGAGGAUGCCAUUCAGAAGGAAGGCCACGUUCGGUGGGGCGAAGGCUUCGUGCUGGUUUACGACAUCACGGACAGAGGCAGCUUUGAGGAAGUGCUGCCGCUGAAAAACUUGUUGGAUGAAGUGAAAAAACCCAAAAACGUCACCCUGAUCCUAGUGGGGAACAAAGCAGACUUGGAUCACUCCAGGCAGGUCAGCACUGAGGAAGGUGAAAAGCUGGCCACAGAACUAGCUUGUGCUUUUUAUGAGUGCUCUGCUUGCACGGGGGAGGGCAACAUUAUGGAGGCCUUCUACGAGCUCUGUCGCGAGGUGCGGCGGCGGAAGAUGGUCCAGGGCAAGACUCGGAGACGGAGCUCCACCACCCACGUCAAGCAGGCAAUUAAUAAGAUGCUCACCAAAAUCAGCAGCUAA
Indicator indicator is the source of this 600-nucleotide messenger RNA. It is a transcript of the gene RERG, whose product is annotated as RAS like estrogen regulated growth inhibitor. The coding region runs from base 1 to 600 and encodes 199 amino acids. Gene Ontology annotation, molecular function: GTP binding; GTPase activity. The record is from RefSeq and is a predicted model, not a curated record. Lineage: Eukaryota; Metazoa; Chordata; Aves; Piciformes; Indicatoridae. The transcript is spliced from 4 exons.